This is a messenger RNA of Monomorium pharaonis (pharaoh ant), 711 nucleotides long. Its product is annotated as nascent polypeptide-associated complex subunit alpha, muscle-specific form-like. The transcript has 2 exons. The coding region runs from base 1 to 711 and encodes 236 amino acids. NCBI's taxonomy places the organism in Eukaryota, Metazoa, Arthropoda, Insecta, Hymenoptera, Formicidae. The record is from RefSeq and is a predicted model, not a curated record.
AUGCCGCUGGAGGCGGGCAGCCAGAAUGCGCUCGAACAGCUUGCCCGCCUUAUCCAACAGGCAUAUCGGGCGAUACGCCAAGGGCGAGUCCGCGGGGCGCCCCUCAUUGGGGAGGAGCACCAGCCGGCCGACUUUCCAGAGAGAGGGGAAUCGUCCCGCCAUCAGGCAGCCGUCAAACAACCGCCUGAGGCAGUCCCCGAGGACACAAAGGGCCACAGCUCAGACCCGACCGUGGAUGCCAUUCGGCCCCAGAGCAAUCUUUUUGGCCCGGAGCCGAGCGACAGCCCGGCCAAGCCCCCCACUCCUCCGACCAGACCACCUCCCGGUCCUCGGAGUCCGCUCGAAGCGCCCAACCCAUCCCCAGAAGGGGGAGGGAGCGCGAGCCCACAGGAGCUCGUUCCAGGCCCGGGCCUUGGCCCCCACUCCGCCGACUUGGCGUUGAAGUCCCCGGCAACCACCACUCUUCCAGGUAGGGCCGCGGCGACCAUCGACCCGAUACGGGUCAGCGUGUCGCCGAAGCCCACGAGGUCCUCGCUGGGCGGGAUGCAGACGCUGACGACCACAGUCCCCCCCUACCGGGCAGCGAGGUAUCCCCUGCCCCUCUCUACCAACAAGAGGGGAAGAGGCAACGCCCCAGUCCGAUUGCAAACGAUCGCCGCCGAACCCGCCACGUCCUCCAGCCAGUCCGGUCUGGCCGAGGGGACGCGGUAG